CAGCGCUCCCGGCGGUAUCCCAGGAAUGCGCGGCGCGGGAUGGCGGCCCCGCGGCUGCACGGCCCGACGCGCUGAGCGGACGGAACCGGGCCGGAACGGGGAGAGAAUCGGGUCAAAGAGACUGGGCCGAGGGGAGAGAAGCGGGCUGAGGGGAGCAGGUCUGGCCGAGGGGAGAGAGAGAACCGGGCUGAAGGGACUGAACCAGGCUGGGGGGAUCAGAACGGGGGGGCUGAGGGGACCAGGCCGAGAGGACGGAGCCAGGCUGAGGGGAGAGAACUGGGCCGGGGGAUCAGAACCGGGCUGAGAGGAGAGAACUGGGUCGAGGGGACAGAACCGGGGUGAGGAGACAGAACUGGGGUGAGGGGAGUGGGCCCGGCUGAGGGGAGAGAGAACCGGGCCAAAGGGAGAGAACCGGGCUGAGGGGAGAGGCCCUGCAGAACCGUGCUGAGGGGGCAGAACCGGACCCGGGGGGCAGAACCGGGCUGAAAAGACCUGGCCCGGCUGAAGGGAGAGAACCGGGAUAAAGGGAGAGAACCGGGAUAAAGGGAGAGAACUGGGACAAAGGGAGAGAACCGGGCCAGGGGCACCGAACUGGGCCCGGCUGAAGACAGAGGCCCCUGAAGAACUGAGCCGAGAGGACCAAACUGGGCUGAGGGGACAGAACCGGGACGGGAGGACCGAACCGGGCCGAAGAGAGAGAACUGGGCCUGAGGGCACCGAACUGGGUCCGACUGCGGGGAGAGGCUCCAAAGAACCGGACUGAGGGGACAGAACCGGACCAGGCCCAGCUGAGGGGACGGGACUGAACCGGACCAGGCCCGGCUGAGGGCCCCGGGCCGGGCCAUGGCGGAGCCGCUGCUGCGGAGAACCUUUUCUCGGUUACGGGGCCGGGAUCGUCCACGCAGGAAGAAAUCGGAUGGCAAAGAGAGAGAGCACCCCCAGCCCGGCCCCGACCCAUUGGCAGACCCCGAAGUGUCCCCGGUGUCCCCGGAGCCGUCAGCGUCCCGCAAGCAGAACUGGGCUCGCUUCUCCGGCCGUCAUCCUCCUCCCAGAGCCCCCCAGGAGGGGCUGGAACCCAGCGAGCAGGAUGUGGCCUGCAGCACCCCGCCGUCCUCUGCGGAUCCACCCGGCGAGGAGCCCCCGGAGCUGGCAGAGGAGGCGGAUGCAGCUGAGCUCGGCGGUCCCGGUCGGAGCCCCGGGCACGGCGCUUAUCUGCAGAGCCUGGAACGGAGCAGCCGGCACUGGGUGCUGUCCUCGGGGAAGGCAGCGGGGCUGGAUGAGGUGGGUGGAGGCACCGAGACCGAGGUCGGAGCGGGAGGCAGCGAGGGGGAGAUCUGGUACAACCCCAUCCCCGAGGACGAGGACCCUCCGAAGCCGUGCAGGGAGGAUGGCAAAGGGACGGCGGAGAGCCCCGGAGCCCGCGGCGUGGAGGAGCAGGCGGCUGGAAGGAGCCAGGCUUGUGCGAAGAUGCCCAUCCCCUGCGUGAGCUCGGGGACAGGGCUCCCGUCCCCGUCCCCCCCCUCCAGCCCCGGUGCCACCAAGAAGGGCCGCUCGCUCAGCAAGGUGAAGUCCCCGGGCACCGUGCGCCGUCUCUCCAUGAAGAUGAAGAAGCUCCCGGAGCUGCGGAGGAAGCUGAGCCUGCGCAGCCCUCGGCCGAGGGGACAGGAGGGCAGCACGUCCCCUUCCGACACCCGCAAGGAAUCCAGCAACGUCAUCAGCCGCUAUCACCUCGACACCAGCGUGGCCUCGCUGCCUCGGGCCAAAAUGGCCAGCAAAGCCGGCUACCUGAGCGACGGGGACUCGCCGGAGCUGCCGGCUAAAACCGGGGCGCGCAACGAACCCGAGGACGGGGAGAACGGGCUGGAUGUGGCCGCUUUCCGGCCCUACAGCUGCGGGGAGCCGCCGCGGGGCGGGCAGCACAUCUCCGGGUUGGUCAGCGUCCACCUCUACGGCGUGCGGGACCUGAAGCCGCCGCGCGCCGAAACGCGGGAGGUUUUCUGCGUGCUGCAGGUAGACGCGGCCAACCGGGCUCGCACGGCCCUGCUGCCCUGCAAGGCGGCUUUCCUGGGCCUCAACCACACCUUCAACCUGGAGCUGGAGGGCGCGCAGCUGCUCAAGGUGAUCGUCUUCUCCUGGGACCCUUCCUCCUGCCGCAACCGCCUCUGCUGCCACGGCACCGUGGUGCUGCCCCACAUCUUCCGAGGCAGCCGGGCCCAGCAGCUGGCCGUGCAGCUGCAGCCUCGCGGGGUCCUCUUCUCCAAGUUCACUUUGGUGGAGCAGUGGGAAGGCCCCGGCGAGCACGAGCCCCGCGUCUUCGGCGUGGAGCUGGGCCAGCUGGUGGAGCGGGAGAAGACGGCCACCAAGGUGCCCCUGCUCAUCCAGAAGUGCGUGGCCGAGAUCGAGAAACGGGGGCUGAAGGUGGUCGGGCUGUACCGCCUCUGCGGCUCGGCCGCCGUCAAGAAGGAGCUGCGCGACGCCUUCGAGAGGGACAGCGCGGCCGUGACGCUGUCGGAGCAGCUCUACCCCGACAUCAACGUCAUCACGGGGAUCCUGAAGGAUUACUUGCGGGAGCUGCCCACGCCGCUCAUCACCCCUACGUUGUACCACGUCGUGCUGGAGGCCAUGGCCAAGCGGCCCCCCCGGGCCCCCCCGGGCGAGCGGGAUGCUGUCACCCUGCUCGACUGCCUGCCUGACGUCGAGAAGGCCACGCUGACACGACUCCUGGACCACCUCAGCUUGGUGGCCUCUUUCCACGACUUCAACCGCAUGAACUCGCAGAACAUCGCCGUCUGCUUCGGGCCGGUGCUGCUCACCCAGAGCCAGGAACCCCGGGGCCGGGCUGGCACCGUCGCCGUCCCCCGCAGCUACGCCCACAGCGAGGACAUCGCCAGCGCCGUCGACUUCAAGAGGCACAUCGAGGUGCUGCACUACCUGCUGCAGGCCUGGCCGGCUCCACGUUCCACCCCGGCCCCCCAAGUGCCACCCACCCCACCGCGGCAGCCGCCGCUGCGCCUGGACCUGCUGGACACGGCCGUGGUGGCCCGCCACCGCCCCCGGGGACCCGAGAGCCCCCCCAGCAACCGCUACGCCGGCGACUGGAGCAUCUGCGGCCACCAGCUGGGGGGUUACGACGAGGUGACAAGCGGCGACGGCGACAGCCGGGCCGCUCGCCGGAGGACCCUGUUCGUGGCCGAUUUUGGUCUCGGCGACGAUCCCGAAGCGCCCUUCGGCCCCCGGCUCAACCUCAAAGACUUCGACGCCCUCAUCCUCGACCUCGAGCGGGAGCUCGCCAAGCAGAUCAACGUCUGCCUGUGAUGCCAGCACCGGUCCCGGUGACCAGGAAAACACCGGUGACGAUGACACCGGUGACGGUGACACCGGUACCGCUGGGAGAGCGACCAAAAAAGCAAGCACUUGCCUCUUGUUGCCUUCGAUUUGCACAGCGCCGAGCAGAAGGGACCCCAACGGAGAAGGUGAUGCCGU
Molecule: messenger RNA, 3483 nt
Organism: Numida meleagris (helmeted guineafowl)
Lineage: Eukaryota; Metazoa; Chordata; Aves; Galliformes; Numididae
Gene: SYDE1
Product: synapse defective Rho GTPase homolog 1
Exons: 8
Coding region: 844-3315 (823 amino acids)
Biological process (GO): signal transduction
Source: RefSeq, a predicted model, not a curated record